AUGGCUGAAAAAAUUAUUCCUGUGGUGAAGGCUGAUGAAGAAGAAGAGGAGGAAUUAGUGGACCCUCAGCAGGCGUUAAGGGAUGAAUGUAGCCAAAAGCAGGAGGCUCAAAGCUACUGGGCGAAAUACCAAGAAUGCAAUAAUCGUGUGAAUUCACGAUCAAACACCGCCGAAACUUGUGAAGAGGAACUCAUAGAUUAUGUUCAUGUCCUUGACAAGUGUGUCAACAAAGACCUCUUCAAGCGGCUUAAGUAG
Danaus chrysippus (African queen) is the source of this 255-nucleotide messenger RNA. The record is from the annotation of a GenBank genome assembly. Lineage: Eukaryota; Metazoa; Arthropoda; Insecta; Lepidoptera; Nymphalidae.